Messenger RNA from Nothobranchius furzeri (turquoise killifish), 3783 nucleotides. RefSeq names its product kinesin-associated protein 3. The record is from RefSeq and is a predicted model, not a curated record. Lineage: Eukaryota; Metazoa; Chordata; Actinopteri; Cyprinodontiformes; Nothobranchiidae. Gene Ontology annotation, molecular function: kinesin binding. Gene Ontology annotation, biological process: cilium organization; microtubule-based movement. Gene Ontology annotation, cellular component: ciliary transition zone; kinesin II complex; axoneme.
UCUAUAACCAGUCCACUAGGGGGCAGUAGUGUUCUCUAAAGGCUGCCUGUUAAGUAGAAAAAGAAUACCUUGAGGUUCAGCGGUCUUUAGAGGAUAAAUAAAAGACUCGAAUGGUUGUUAUUUGUCCAGGAGAUCCUUCAGGUGAUCUUAAAUUGUUAAAUUAAAAAUUUGAAGCCAUAAAUCGGAAGAAAAUGCAGGAUGACGCGCGGUACCUCAAACGAAAAGUGACUGCAGGCAGUUUGGAUGUCCAUCCCACUGAGAAAGCCCUUGUGGUCCAGUAUGAGGUGGAGGCAUCCAUCCUGGGGGAGAAUGGAGGUCCGAUGCUGGGUGAACGCAAGGAGGGACAAAAAAUAAUCCGCGUGAAAAGCCUCUCUCCUACUACAGAUGUGGCCGCUUUGGCCAGGAAAGUGGUAGAGGAGUGUAAACUCAUCCCCGCCUCCCGCUUGCCACAGGUGGAGCAGCUGCUUUAUUACCUACAGAACAGGAAAUCCUCCCCAGUGGAGGCCAAAGGGGUGGAAAAGAAAGAGAAGAAAACAGUGAAGCCUAAAGAUCUGACACCAUUUGAGGGAACGGAGUUGAACGAGGAAGCUAGCAUAACAAAGAUGGAUGAGUAUGUUGAGCUGCUUUAUGAAGGCCUCCCAGAGAAGAUCCGAGGCUCUGGUCUCAUUUUGCAGCUCGCCCGUAACCCAGAUAACCUGGAGGAGCUGCUUUACAACGAAGCAGCUUUAGGUGCGCUGGCCCGGGUUCUGAGAGAGGACUGGAAACAGAGCGUAGAGCUUGCUACUAUUAUCAUUUACAUCUUCUUCUGCUUUUCAAGUUUCUCCCAGUUUCACGCUGCAGUGAGUCACUAUAAAAUCGGAGCGCUUUGUAUGAGUGUGGUGGAACAUGAACUGAAGAGGCAUGACAUGUGGCGUGAGGAGCUACGCAAGAAAAACAAAGCUUGUGAGUCUGCGCCAGAAAAUGGCUCCUUAAGACGAGACCAGGACAAAACGCUGAGAAAAUACCAAGCCCUUCUGGCUAAGCAGGAGCAGCUGCUCAGAGUUUCUCUCUACCUGCUGUUGAACCUCGCUGAGGACACCAGGACAGAGCUGAAGAUGAGGAACAAAAACAUUGUUGGACUGCUGGUCAAAGUUCUUGACCGUGAUGAUGAGGAGCUGCUGGUUCUGGUGGUUUCCUUCCUCAAAAAGCUGUCGAUCUUCCUGGAGAAUAAGAACGACAUGGCUGAGCUGGACACCGUGGAGCGACUGGCUCGUCUGAUUCCCUGUGAACACGAUGAUUUGUUGAAUCUGACUCUACGUCUGCUGCUCAACCUCUCGUUUGACUCCGGACUUCGAGCCAAGAUGGUGGAAGUCGGGCUGGUGCCCAAACUGACAGCGUUGUUGGGUGAUGAGAAUAACCGACAGGUAGCCAUGCGCCUCCUGUACCACAUCAGCAUGGACGACCGCUUCAGAGGCAUGUUCGUUUACACCGACUGCAUCCCUCAGCUCAUGCAAAUGCUCUACGACCACGGCGAGGAGGAAAUUGAUGUGGAACUCAUCUCCAUCUGCAUCAACCUGUCUGCUAACAAGAAGAACGCACAGCUCAUGUGUGAAGGAAAUGGACUGAAGAUGCUCAUGAAGCGAGCUCUGAAGACUAAAGACUGCCUUCUGAUGAAGAUGAUCAGAAACAUCUCACAGCAUGAUGGUCCAACCAAGCCGCUGUUUAUAGACUAUGUGGGAGAUCUGGCUGCAGAGAUCCGUGCUGUAGAAGGGGAGGUGUGGAUCCUGGAGUGUCUGGGAACGUUGGCCAACCUCACCAUUCCUGACCUGGACUGGGAGCUGCUGCUGAAAGAAUAUAACCUGGUGCCUUUCCUCAAAGACAAUCUCAAACCAGACUCGGCAGAGGAUGACCUCAUACUGGAGGUGGUCAUAAUGAUUGGAACAGUUUCCAUGGAUGACGCCUGCGCUGUCAUGUUGGCUAAAUCUGGCAUCAUUCCUGCCCUUAUUGAACUACUGAAUGCGCGCCAAGAAGAUGACGAGUUUGUGUGUCAGAUCGUCUACGUCUUUUAUCAGAUGGUGUUUCACCAAGCCACACGGGACGUCAUCAUCAAAGACACGCAGGCUCCCGCUUACCUGAUAGACCUGAUGCACGACAAGAACACCGAGAUCAGAAAAGUGUGCGACAACACGCUCGACAUAAUCGCUGAGUACGACGAGGAGUGGGGGAGGAAAAUCCAGUCGGAGAAAUUUCGUUUCCACAACAACCAGUGGUUGGACAUGGUCGAGAGUCGCCAAGUGGACGAGUCUGAGCCGUAUCUGUACGAUAACGACGAGAGGACUGAUCUGUUCUACAGCGCAGAUGGAAUAACCCCAGGAGAUGGUUCAGUCAGCCCAGAUUUCUUCGGUGAUCUGCAGUCUCAGAAUGGAGACUCACAUCUCACAGGAGAUGUGGGCGACGUCUUCGACCAGACCAGCUCAUCACCUGGACGACCAGUUACUGCUUACGGCUUCAGACCUGAUGAGCAGCUGUUCUCUCAGUACUCAUAAGAGCACACACACACUUUUGGUCCUGCUGAUGUACCGCAUCCCGUCUUUCCAGCUUCCUGCAUGUCCAGUUCCAUCACAGCUCCAGUUCUCCUUGCCUUUACUCGGACUGUGAGCAGACACCCUAAAAUACAUGUUUUGGAUUGCAGUAAAAGGAAAGCUGCAGGCUACAUCCACUUUCAUAUUCACUCAGCUUUUUCAUUCAUUCAUUCCUCAUUAUCUGCAACAGAUGAGUAUUUGAGUCUGACUUUACCUGACUGUUGUGGCCAGUAAUAUUCUGAAUAUGAACAGAAAGUUUUGAUUGUUUUUGUCGUCCUAUUUUGCACAUUUGUUCUCUUUUAAUAUUUAUUGAUACUUCAGAUCAUUCAGAACGAGAAAAUAAAAAGAAACACUAAAUUAGUGGUCUUAAGGGGAACUCCUAUAAUUAUAAGAAAACUAAAACAAGUGUUGACAUAGAUAACAUUAUAAUAGAGCUGUUUUAGUUUAAUUGGCUAUUUAGUGUUUAUUUGGUGAUGGUGGGAGGGGCAAAUGUCUCGGUUUAGUUGACUUGGAGCUGGAAAUGACGUCUUACAGUUGUCUUAACCACACAAAUCUUGGCCAGCGUGAGUCAGAAAUGUAGCUGACAAGUUUCAGCCAUCGGGGUUGUUUGAGGUCUUAAAGCACACUGCUGGUCAGGUUUUGUUUGCAUGAACAAAUUAUCCUAUUUCAUGCUUUUCUUUCAAAGUUGAACUCUUCUGCAACGACUCACUCAGACACAGCUGCAAGUAGAGGUUCAGUAGUCUCAUCAAAGUUCCUUUUAAGUUAAAUUUGGCUUUAUCGGGUGUGCAGGAAGAAAUUUAAGACUGUAAAGUUUCACUGAUGAGAAAGGAGCCUUGCUGACCCCUGCAGGAGGUCACCUGCACCUCUUUCAGUUUCACCUGUCUAAGUAGCGACUGAGUUUGAAUUUGGUGGAAAAAGCAACCCAGAGACUCUGUGUCUAUCUCUGUAAAUUAUGCAAUGACCAUUAAGGACAUAUGGGGAUCACUAAAAAUAGUCCUCUGUUAAACCAGCCACUUCUAGGGGUCUCAGAUGCUCUGUUUGCAGGACACAUGCUACUUUUAGGCAUUUUUGCACAUAGUUUUAAAUACAAUGCAUGUUAAUUGUUUUGUUUUUUUAUAGUAGCCUUGAUGUCAAAACACUGUAAAUAAAAGCAGUUAGUGCAUGUUCUAUCUCAUGUCAUGUAUCCUCAGGUUUAUUUAAAUAUAUUAAUCUCAUGUUAUAA